GAGAAGACUGGCAAGACAAAUUUCUCAGAAAAAUGAGCACUGAAGGAAAAGUUAUUAAAUGCAAAGCAGCAGUUGCCUGGGAAUCAGGCAAGCCCCUUUGCAUUGAAGAAGUUGAGGUGGCUCCCCCCAAAGUUCAUGAAGUUCGAAUUCAGAUUAUUGCUACUGCAGUUUGUCACACUGAUGCCUAUACCCUGAGUGGGGCAGAUCCUGAGGGGAGUUUUCCAGUUAUCUUGGGACAUGAAGGUGCUGGAAUUGUGGAAAGUGUUGGUGAAGGAGUGACUAAGUUUAAGGAAGGUGACACUGUCAUACCACUUUAUAUUCCACAGUGCGGGGAAUGCAAAUUUUGUCUAAAUCCUAAAACAAAUCUUUGCCAGAAGAUAAGAGUCACUCAAGGGAAAGGGUUGAUGCCAGAUGGAACUAGCAGAUUUACUUGUAAAGGAAAGACGGUUUUACACUACAUGGGAACCAGCACAUUUUCUGAGUACACAGUUGUAGCUGAUAUCUCCGUUGCUAAAAUUGAUCCUUUAGCACCUUUAGAUAAAGUCUGUCUUCUGGGCUGUGGCAUUUCAACUGGUUACGGUGCUGCUGUGAACACUGCCAAGGUGGAGCCUGGGUCUACAUGUGCAGUCUUCGGACUGGGAGGAGUUGGAUUGGCAGUUAUCAUGGGCUGUAAGGUGGCUGGUGCAUCACGGAUCAUUGGUGUGGACAUCAAUAAAGAUAAAUUUGUGAGGGCCAAGGAGUUUGGAGCCUCUGAAUGCAUUAACCCCCAGGACUUCAGUAAGCCCAUCCAGGAAGUGCUUAUAGAGAUGACCAGUGGGGGAGUGGAUUAUUCCUUUGAGUGCAUUGGUAAUGUGAAGGUUAUGAGAGCAGCACUCGAGGCCUGCCACAAGGGCUGGGGUGUCAGCGUGAUAGUGGGAGUCGCUGGUUCUGGUGAAGAAAUCGCCACUCGUCCAUUCCAGCUGGUUACAGGCCGCACGUGGAAAGGCACUGCCUUUGGAGGGUGGAAAAGUGUAGAAAGUGUUCCAAAGCUGGUGUCUGAAUAUAUGUCCAAAAAGAUAAAAGUUGAUGAAUUUGUGACUCACAAUCUGUCAUCUUUAGACCAAAUUAACAAAGCCUUUGAACUGAUGCAUGCAGGAAAGAGCAUUCGAACUGUUGUGAAGCUUUAGAGUCAAGAGAGAUGGCCUCAGAUCUUAGUUGUGGUUGCUGGAAGCACAGGUGGAGCCCUUCCAGAGAGGCCCUCAGUAGCUCCCUCUUGAGAAUAAUGUCUAUAAAUUCACACAUCUAUAAUCAAGGACAAGGUUAAUGCCAUCAUGUUUUCUAUACUCUACGUGAAUAAUGGCUAGGUCACUAAGGAAUAUUUUUAGCACAAUAAAGUCAUUUCUGCA
Suncus etruscus (white-toothed pygmy shrew) is the source of this 1385-nucleotide messenger RNA. It is a transcript of the gene ADH5, whose product is annotated as alcohol dehydrogenase 5 (class III), chi polypeptide. Gene Ontology annotation, molecular function: S-(hydroxymethyl)glutathione dehydrogenase [NAD(P)+] activity; zinc ion binding. Gene Ontology annotation, cellular component: cytosol. The transcript has 9 exons. The coding region runs from base 33 to 1166 and encodes 377 amino acids. The record is from RefSeq and is a predicted model, not a curated record. Gene Ontology annotation, biological process: formaldehyde catabolic process. Lineage: Eukaryota; Metazoa; Chordata; Mammalia; Eulipotyphla; Soricidae.